Messenger RNA from Entamoeba histolytica HM-1:IMSS, 1077 nucleotides. Its product is annotated as T-complex protein 1 subunit delta, putative. Gene Ontology annotation, molecular function: ATP hydrolysis activity; ATP binding; ATP-dependent protein folding chaperone. NCBI's taxonomy places the organism in Eukaryota, Evosea, Mastigamoebida, Endamoebidae. Gene Ontology annotation, cellular component: chaperonin-containing T-complex. The transcript is spliced from 2 exons. Bases 1 to 1077 code for a protein of 358 amino acids. Gene Ontology annotation, biological process: protein folding. The record is from RefSeq and is a predicted model, not a curated record.
AUGAGUACUACAACUGCACCUAAACAACACCAAAAAGGUGAAAUGAAAGAAGGAAAAGAAGGAGAAAAAAAUAUUAGACAAACUAAUAUCAUUGCUGCUAAAAGUGUAGCUGAUGCAGUUCGUACAUCACUCGGACCAAGAGGAAUGGAUAAAAUGAUUAUUUCACCUAAUGGAGAAACAAUCAUUACUAAUGAUGGAGCAACUAUUAUUCAACAAUUAAAACUUCAACACCCAUGUGCAUUAAUGAUGUCAGAAUUAUCUAAAUCACAAGACAUUGAAGCAGGAGAUGGAACAACUACCGUAACUAUUCUAGCUGGUGCUAUGUUAUCUGCAGCAAACAUCCUUUUAAAUAAAGGAGUUAAUCCAUCAGUAAUUGCUCCACUUCAUUUUCUUGCUAAAUUAAAAAUUAUGGUUGUUAAAGACAUUGAAAGAGAUGACAUUGAAUUUAUUUGUAAAACAAUUGAAGCAGUUCCAAUUGCUAGUAUUGAUGGAUUUACUGAAGAUAAAUUAGGACAUGCUGAAAAUGUAGAAGAAGUUAGUAUUGAAGAUGAAGAUAAAAUAGUUAAAAUUACUGGUGUUAAAGGAACUGCACCAUGUGUUUCAGUUCUUGUUAGAGGGGCAAAUAGAUUAGUUCUUGAUGAAGCAGAAAGGUCAUUACAUGAUGCAUUAUGUGUUGUUAGAUCCUUAGUAAAAUGCAAAUAUUUAUGUCCAGGAGGAGGAGCUAUGGAAAUGGAAUUAUGUUGUAAAUUAAAACAAUGGGCAGAAACAUUAAAAGGAGAAUAUGGAUUAUGUGUUAAAGAAUAUGCAGAGGCAUUUGAAAUUAUUCCAUAUACACUUGCUGAAAAUGCAGGAUUAAAUCCAAUGGAAUUAGUAACUCAAUUAAAAUUAGCUCAUUUAAAUGGAGAAAAGAAUGCAGGUAUUUCAAUGAGAAAAGAUAAUAAAGUACAAGGAAGUGUUGAUGAUAUGACUUCACUUAAUGUAGUCAAUCCAUUAUUAGUAUUCUUAUCAGCAGUAAAACUUGCUACCGAUACAGUUGCAUUAAUAUUAAAAAUUGAUAAUAUUGUUGUAGCAAGAUGA